UAUGGAAGUGGAUGUCUUCAAAACUGUUCAUUAAAUUGUGUAAGACCAUCUUGUCAUCAUACGAAUGGAAAAUGCAUUGAUGGAUGUAAUAACGGAUGGAAGGGAUUCAAUUGUACACAAGGUUUUGUUUCGGUAAGAUCUGAGUUGCAGGGAGAAUUUUACGGGACAGCAAUAGGCGGAGGCGUUGGUGCCAUGAUUGCAGUUGUUUUAAUUAUGUUAGCAGGAUUUGUUAUUUACAAAGAAAAGAAACAAUUAAGAAAAGAUAAAUGUUCAGAUCAGUCAAAAUCAAGUCAACGAAGUACCUUAAAUAGGAAUAGAGAAAGUAGUCAUGUCCACGGAUAUGUGAAUGCAGCCAUUACAUCGGAUACAGGGGCGAGAACUGUUCGCCUUGAAGCCACCACAGAAGAAUUUGAAUUAUUACCUGACAGAGAUACUUUUAGGCACAGACAAAUACUAAUUGAACAUUCUGUCAACAAGAUACACAUUGAAAAAUUGAAAGAGGCUAUUAUUGAAAAACAGAAAGAUGAAGGUUUCGAAAAGGAAUACCAGACAUUACCUAAAGGGCUUAUUCACGCACACGCAGAAGGUUCAAAAGAAGUUAAUAAAGACAAAAAUCGUUUCCGCGACUUAUGGCCUUAUGACCAUUCACGUAUUAUAUUGAAAGGAAACAAAAAGACGGAUUAUAUUAAUGCUAACUACAUUGAUAGUUAUGACAAAGAAAAGGCCUACAUAGCAACCCAAGGUCCCAAGAAAAACACCAUCAUAGAUUUCUGGCAUAUGAUAUACCAAGAACACGUUAGUACAAUUGUAAUGGUCACACAGCUGAAAGAGGGAAGAAAGAACAAAUGCGUACAAUAUUGGCCUGAUGCAGUCAAUGAACAAAUGGUAGCAGAAAAUUACCGACUGACAUUGACAAAAGAAAAAGAGCAUACACUUUAUGUUUACAGACUUAUAACGAUAUUGAACCAUAAUGAUACGAAUCGAACAGAAAGAAAAGUUCACCAAUUUCAUUUCACUCAAUGGCCAGAUCAUGGUGUUCCUGACAGCAUCAAAUUGGUUCAUUUUUACAGGAAUGUAAAAAGUGAGCAUUGUGAUCAAAAUGGACCAAUGGUUGUCCACUGCAGCGCUGGAAUUGGAAGGACGGGGACAUUUAUUGCUAUUGAUGCACUCUAUGAGAACGGAAAGAAAACCAAAUAUGUUAAUAUUAUGGAGUACGUUCAGAUUAUGAGGAAGGAUAGAAUGAAUAUGAUUCAAACACAUGAACAAUAUGCGACAGUUUUCGAAGCACUGCUAGAAUUAUUUACAGUACCAAAUACCUCAAUUCAAAAAAGUGUUUUCUGUAAACAUGUUGGUGAACAGGAAUGUACGACUUUACCAAAAAACCGAAAAAUGUUCAAAUUAGAGUUUCAGACACUCGAAACUCUGCGGCCAGCGUAUCAUGAAUCUAAAUUUUCCGCUGCAAAAUUGAAAGAAAACAUAUCGAAAAAUUGGGUAGUGAAUAUACUUCCACAUGACAACUUUCGACCAUACCUUAUGUCAUACGGACGAGCAAGAACUGAUUACAUAAACGCAGUAAUAAUACCUGGACACAGAGAAGAAAGCACCUUUCUCGUAACACAAUCUCCCUUGAAAGACACUAUUGUGGAUUUCUGGACAAUGAUAUACGACCAUAAUUCCAGAAUCGUAGUCUUAUUGGAUCAAGUCUUUAAAAACGCACAGUUAUGGUUAGAAAGAUCGGAAUCGCUAGAGUUUGACAACUUUCGCAUAACGCAAGAAGGAAUGUCCAAUAAGGAUGAACUGAAAAUUGCUUUGUUUCAUAAGAAACAACACGAUAAAAGAAUAAUACAAGUAUUUAAGACGAGUGACUGGCAUAGUCCAACAAUACCUUCUACUCGAAUUAUUUUGGAUCUUCUAAAAAGUGUUGUUAUUUGCUCGAAAUCACAGAAUGGUCCAAUUACGGUCGUAUGCAGAGACGGAUGCACCAAAAGUGGGUUGUUUGUAGCACUUUAUCUACUUUUGGAUAAAAUAGAAAUAGAUGAGGAAGUCGAUGUCUUUCAAGUUGUAAGAAAAAUUCAAACCAGACGCCCAGAAUUCUUGAAAACCAGUGAUCAGUAUGAAUACUGCUACCAGUGUAUCAAAGAACUACUUGAAGGAGAAUCAAUGUAUGCAAAUACUUAAUGAUGCAUACAUAUGCCGUUUAACUUUUUCUUUUAAAAAUUGAUUGAAUUAAUUUUUGUACAUAUAAUAUAAAUAUUAGAUUUGGUAGCAAUGAAUAUAGUUAAAACUGAUACAUUUUCAAAUUAUCAGGACUAAUUAGGAAGAGUUAGAGCUUGUUAUUGCAUAAAUCAUGCAUUGUCGAAAUAAAAAAAGAAGAAUAUUUCAUAAAGACACAAGUAAAGGAACAUCAACUGUCAGAUGACGUGCCCAUGCAGACAGGCGUGGGCAACGGUUUACCAUAAAACCUCCAUUUCUGAGUAUAUACAAUAAGUUAUUUGAAAAAUUAAUGAAAACAGUUAUAUAACUUCUAAUUCAACAUAGCUAUGAACAACGGACACGACAAUGAAAGAAAAUCUAUUUCCAUAUUACCUCAAAUGACAUAUAUGUAUAAUUAAAUUACUCCAUUGUGCUGUUAUAUUCGUUGACGGGUUUUGUAUUAUAUGAGUUUUAUUAAUUUUUAGUAUCAAUAGCUAUAUCUUUACUGUUAUUCUAUAUAUAUAGAUAAAUUGUAUGUAUACUGCAAUAUUUCAAUAUUCUUUGAUGUGAUAUAUAGUCACUGCUCGUAUAUUGUGCUAGGCCACAUUUACCACAAGUACUUCAUUAGAGAUAAAAUGCGCAAAUGUUUUUGAGGCGGUAACCGACA
Molecule: messenger RNA, 2860 nt
Organism: Mytilus trossulus (common blue mussel)
Lineage: Eukaryota; Metazoa; Mollusca; Bivalvia; Mytilida; Mytilidae
Product: receptor-type tyrosine-protein phosphatase epsilon-like
Exons: 19
Coding region: 193-2178 (661 amino acids)
Biological process (GO): protein dephosphorylation
Molecular function (GO): protein tyrosine phosphatase activity
Source: RefSeq, a predicted model, not a curated record